Messenger RNA from Helobdella robusta, 1218 nucleotides. RefSeq lists its product as hypothetical. The record is from RefSeq and is a predicted model, not a curated record. NCBI's taxonomy places the organism in Eukaryota, Metazoa, Annelida, Clitellata, Rhynchobdellida, Glossiphoniidae. Gene Ontology annotation, molecular function: protein binding. Gene Ontology annotation, cellular component: Cul4-RING E3 ubiquitin ligase complex; cytoplasm. The annotation marks the transcript as partial. Gene Ontology annotation, biological process: negative regulation of fatty acid biosynthetic process. The transcript is spliced from 9 exons.
AAAACUCUUUAUAGAAAAAAUUUGAAAGGCCAUUUUGGUUGCGUUAAUGCCAUUGAGUUCUCAAAAAAUGGUGGACAGUUUAUAGCUUCAGGUGGGGAUGAUAGGAGAGUUCUUCUCUGGGAUGUUGAAAAAUCCCUCAACAAUGUAUCCAGACCCGUCGCAAUGAGAGAACAACAUCACAGUAACAUCUUCUGUCUUGAGUUUGACAAUGAAAAUAAAAAGAUCAUUUCUGGAGGAAAUGAUCAGCUUGUAAUUGCCCAUGACAUAGAGAGUGGUAGAAAUUUGGACGUGUUCUUCCACGAGGAUGCGGUGUACUGCCUGGCUGUAGACCCCAACAAUUCCAUGGUCUUUGGUAGCGCCUGCGACGAUGGACGGAUACUCAUCUACGACAUCAGACAACCUGCUAGUGAAGAUCCAUUUGUGCUGGCCACAAGUCCCGAUCCCAUGCAUUCCCUCUGCUUCAAUCCGGUCGAUCCCAGAUUCAUCGUCACUGCAAAUUCCGGGGAGGGUACUCAACUCUGGGAUAUCCGGGUGCCAAGGAAACCACUGCACAAAUAUGGAAGCCGCCACUUGCAUAGCGGCCACAGAACCAGCAUGAGUGUCUGCUUCAAUCGACUGGGCACACACCUCAUGGCCCUGAGGCGACAGAGGGGUCCAGUUGUGUUUGAUGUGGCCGACAGUCUUCCACCUGUCCAGUUCGAGGGGGAUGGAUAUAGAAAUUUCUGCACUAUGAAGAGUUGUACAUUUGCUGGCGAGAAUGAUGAGUACGUCAUCUCUGGGUCUGAUGACUUCAAGUUGUACAUGUGGAAAAUACCAACAGACGAAAAAAGUAAGGGUAUUUUUGAAAAAGUGACACAGACGCACUGUACCUUGGAAGGUCAUAGGUCAAUAGUUAACCAGGUCAGGUACAACCCCCAAUCAUGCCUCAUCAUCUCUUCUGGGGUUGAGAAGAUUGUUAAGGUCUGGAGCCCGCUGCCAAUUGGCGACCUAAAGAGCGACGAAUGCAAGGCUGAAAUCCCGCGUGCCAAGUUCACGACCCUGCAGUACAUUGGCCUCGUCAUGUCGGACGGUAACCUGGACGGCGACAUAUCCAACGCGCUGCUCGUCACGCACAACUACAACGAUCGAUCGACGGAGGAAGAUUCCAGGAUGCUGGCUUUCUUCGACUCGCUGGUCGAUAGGGAGAGAACUAGCGCUCUCAUCGAAAGUGACGUGGAU